Messenger RNA from Eublepharis macularius, 4885 nucleotides. Its product is annotated as trichohyalin-like. Lineage: Eukaryota; Metazoa; Chordata; Lepidosauria; Squamata; Eublepharidae. The transcript is spliced from 29 exons. The record is from RefSeq and is a predicted model, not a curated record. Bases 35 to 4732 code for a protein of 1565 amino acids.
GCGGCUGCCGGACGCCCGGGACAGGGAUCCGGGCAUGGCGGAGCUGCCGCCGGAGACGGCGGCCCUGGCCGAGGCGGAGCGCCGCGUGCGGGCCUGGGCGGAGACGCAGCGGGCGCGGGGGAGGCGCGUGGUGCUGGUGACCUCGGGCGGGACGCAGGUGCCGCUGGAGGCGCGGGCUGUGCGCUUCCUGGAGAACUUCAGCAGCGGGCGCCGCGGGGCGGCCUCGGCCGAGCAGCUGGUGGAGGCCGGCUACGGCGUCUGCUUCCUGCACCGCGCGCGCUCCGCCUUCCCCUGGGCGCGCGCCCUGCCCGUUCACGGGCCCGCGCUCCUGGACGCUCUGCGCGUGGCCGAGCCCUCCGGCCCCGCCCCCUCCGUCACCGCCGACGUGGACGCGCUCCCAGGGCUCGUGGACGCGCUCCUGGCCUACCGGCGCGCCAAGGACGGAGACGCGCUCCUGGCCGUCGAGUUCACCGGCUUGGGCGAGUACCUGGGGCUGCUGCGGGCGGCCGCCCGGGCCCUCGCGCCGCUGGGUUCCAGUGCCAUGUUCUACUUGGCAGCUGCCGUGUCAGACUUCUAUAUCCCUGCUUCAGAGAUGCCAGAACAUAAGAUCCAAUCUACAGAUGGACCCCUUCAGAUCACGAUGAAGAUGGUGCCAAAAAUGCUCUCUCCUCUGGUUAAGGAAUGGGCUCCUGAGGCUUUUGUGAUUUCCUUCAAAUUAGAAACCAAUCCUUCCAUUUUGAUUGACAAAGCUCGGCAGGCUUUGGAGAAAUACCGACACCAGGUGGUAAUAGCAAACAUGCUUGACUCCCGAAGAACCUCUGUGGUCGUGGUAACCAGGGAUUCAGAAAGGCAACUAUCACUUUCUGAUGAGGAAGUGAACCGAGGCAUGGAAAUCGAGGAGAAAAUUGUGAGCCACCUUACAUCUCAGCACACUGCUUUCAUGGAGAAAGGGCCCUUGAUAAGGAAAAACGUGAUUUGGCCUCGUUGCCAUGGUUUCCGAGGCCUUGCCUCGGUCCCGAGGAACCAGCCUCCCCCCUCGUGCCACCGAGCCCGUAUGGAGGGAGCCCAGCCGGAACAUACUUACGUGGAAGAUAUAAGGCAGAAGCUUAAGGAUGAAGGAAUUGACCCGAAAGCCUCAGUAGAUGAACAGCUUUGUUAUGUUUGGAGCCUGUUCCUGCACAGUCGAGAGAAGUUGCAUUCUGCCACCAGCGAGUUAGAGCAACUCAGACAACAGCAAGUGGAAGAGAUGAAAGAGGUGGAAAACUACGUGGGCCAUGUCCGCAACUUAACAGAGGCACGAGAUGCUCUUGCAACUGAAUUCGAGAAAGAAAAUGCGCAACUUAGAACGGAAUUCACAAAGCUGCAGCUUGAACAUGAAUCCCAGCAGAAGGAAGUGGAAGAGAUGUUGGAACAGGAAGGUUUGCUGGAUAUAGCCCACAGCAGUCCCAGCGAGCAGAUUGCCUACUUGCUGGUUGAAAGAAGUACACUGCUGGAGAAACUGGAAGGGCUGGAGCAAAGGUUGGGAUCCCCCGUCUGUUUAGAAAACCUUUGCACUGCGCAGCUUCAGGAUGAAUUGGAUCACAUCCAUCAGACGCUAGAAGAUGAGCUUCAGCAGCAGCGUGAAUCCAUGCAGCGCAUCAAGGAGACCUUGAAUAGGUCUCAUGCUGAAGAACUGGCAAGAGAGAGAGCCGUGCGCGAGCAUGCGGAGCAAGACCUGGACGAAGCAGCGUGCAGGUUGCAGAUGGCUCAUGCAGAGAUCCGGAAGUUGACAGAAGAACUGGACAUGCAGAAGAAAGAGCAAAGCAUGCUGGCUCCAGCGGUGGCUGAAAACGUGAAAGAAGAGAUGAGCAGAACAAGAGACAGUGAAGCUUCUGAGCUGCAGAAAGCCAAAGAGCAUAACAUCCGACUGGACAAAGAGAUCCUGGCUUUGCGCAACAGAGUCCGAUUUCUUGAUUCCGAGAGAAAAACCAUGUUGGACCAGAAGCUCAAAGAGGUGACUCCAGAGUCUCAGAAGUCUGAGGAGGAGCCAAAACAUUUAUGUACUGAGACGAACGAUGCUGAAGACUUUGAAGGCUGCCAGUUGCAGGCUGAAAGGGAAGCGAUGAAAGCUGAAGAGGCCAACGUGUUGGGGGAAGCCACCUCAGAUGAUGAAGGAACAUCUGAGAAAAGCAAAACACCUCACAAAAGGUGCCAGAGAGUCAUGGAAGGGAUUGAGUGUCGCAAUUCCCAGCUCCGUCAUGAGCUGCGUAAGCUGGAGCAGGAGCACGAGGACUUGGUCGAGCGGAAUGAGGAGCUGGAGUCGCUUCUGGGAGAAAUGCAGAACCAAAGCAGAGAAGAGCACGAACGCUUUGAGUGCGAGGUCGACGGGCUGCGGGGCAAGGUCUUGCAGUUAGAGGCAGAGUUACGUGAAGCACAGAAAAUCAAAAUGGGUGAGACAGGUGAAGAUACAGCAAAAGAAAUGCAGGAUCACCAGAAGAUGCUGAAAGCUCACCAGGAGAAGGUUGAAGUACUGGAAAGUAAACUGUCCGAAGAGAUGGAGUGGAGAAAGCAGCUGGCUCAUGACCUUGAAAUGACACAGCAAGUGUUGAAAGAUGAAAAGAAGGAGUUGCACAACUCUAAGUCAGAACUUCUGAGACUUUACAGUGAACUCCAGAUGCUUCAGGAGGCAGCAGAGGAAAGAGAUUUUCUUAAUGUGACACAUAAGAAACUGCAGCAAGAGAACCUUCUGCUGGAAAGUAAGGCCUCGGAGCUAUCCCACGAAUGCCAGCAGUUAAACCAACUCCUUAUGGAACAAAAAGAUGGAAGUGAAAGAUUUUCAACAAGUGGAAGAAUGUCUUCAGAGAGGGUUUUGGAAGAUCGGAUCCACAGCCUGGGAGAAGAGAAAGAGCAGUUGUGCGUGAAAUUAUUAGAGAGCAAUGAGAAAACGGAAGAACUGGAGAAGCAGGUGAAAGGGAGCAAUGAAGAAAAACAGCUCUUAUGGGAAGAAAAUGCCCAGUUGAGGAAAGACAUCCUUGCUCUCCGGCAUCAGCUUAACAACGCCAUGGCUCUGAGGGGGAAACAUGAAGCCUUUGCUGUGGAGAAUCGGCCUGUCAAGCCACAGACUGCUGUGGAGAAUACAGAAAGUGAUAUGAAGCAGUGCCUGCCCAGUGAGAGACUCCUGCAGCAGCAGCAACAAGAGGAAUUCCAGCAGCUCCGGCACGAUUUUCAGAGGGUUCAGAACGUGUGCAGUUCAGCAGAGAAGGAGCUGAGGUAUGAGAGGGAGAAGAACUUGGAACUGAAGAAGCACAACAUCCUUCUCCAGCAAGAAAACAUCAAGAUCAAGGCUGAAUUGAGGCAAGUGCAGCUGAAGCUUUCCGACUCCUCCAAGAUGUGUUCCUCUCUAACUUCUCAGUGGGAACUCAGUCGCCAAAAGGUCAAAGAACUGGAGCUGGAGUUGCUGAAACAAUCCCAAGCAAUUAAGCAGCAGAACAGCUUGCAGGAGAAACUCGUGCAGGAGAAAGCCAAGGCUGCUGAGGCCGAGAAAAGGAUACUGGAGCUGCAGCAUAAGCUGAAGGAGUCCCACCACCAGGUGCGUCUGUCCGAGACCCACAUCUUGGGGCAAAAGCAACUGGAAGAGGAACUGAAGGAGGCCCGAGAGAAUGAAGUUAAGGUACAGCGGCAGUUUCAAGAGGAGCAGCGGAAAAGGAAGCUUUUGGAACAGCGGACUGAAGAACUCCAGCAACAACUCAGACUCUCUCUAGAGAAAGAGAUGCAGCUCACGAGGACAUCUGCCAAAUUGCAGGUCCAGUGCCAACAGCAGGAGGCUCAGUUGCAGGUCUUGGAAGAAGAGAAGAAGACCCUUUCCAAUGAGCAUCUUCACUGCCAAAAAUAUAGUCAGAAACUCUCAGAGCAGCUGUUAGCGUUGCAGCGGGAGAAGGAAACCUUCCAUGAGGAAUACAGUCACAUCCUCCAGCAGGUGGACGCCUCUGUCAGAAAACACAACGAGAGACAACUUCGCCACAAAGCCAAGCUCCGAAGAGCAAAGGAGAUGUUCAUCUUGGAAGUGAAACAGCGGGACAUGCGCAUUAAACAACUUGAAAAUGAAACGAUGCUGUCCAAGAGCCAGAUGGAAAAGGAUCAUCUGUUGAUGAGGCGGGUGACCUCGGAGAAUGAGAGCUUGCUCCACGAGAAACGGGAACUCUUGCAAAGGUUCCAUGAGCAAGAAGAAACUGAGCAGAGCAACAGGCAGGUCAUUUCCGCAUCCCAAAACAGAGUGCGAUUCUUGGACGAAGAAAACAAGCAGCUCCAAGAACGCACCCUGCAGCUGAGCAGCCAGGUCGGUGCCUUGGAGCGUGCCCUACGGAACAUUCACAGCCACAACUUAGAAGUAAGAAAACCCGGCUCAAGUCUUGUCUUUGGUGGGACCCCACUCCCACAGUCCCCUGGCAUGCCUCCUCUCCGGCCACUAGGGGAACUGAGGAACGUUGGCUUCUCUGAAUGUGAGCUGCAAAGCAAAGUGGUGCCCCUUCCCAGUGUAAGCUUCUCUCUGAUGGGGCUGUCAGACUCAUUCAACCUCCUGAAAGCCAUUCAGGAUGUCAGACCUGAGGACGCAGCAGAGAGUUCUCUGCUCUCACCUUUGCCUUCUCAGCCUUCAGAGAUCGGUUACCUAAACGUGGCCUCUCCAGGGGAUGCCACAGACUGCCAUGAGGAGGAGGAGGAACAGGAGCAGCCUACCCGCUGUGAUGAUGUGUAAGGGUGACAAGGGAAGAAAGAUAAAGGAGAACUGCAGAGGGACCCCAGAAGCUGAGUGACCGUGACUGCUGGGUCCAGCUUGCCCGCUGAACUCUGAGAUUUGCCUUUAAACAAGUCUUUGGAAUACUUUUUUUAAAAAAAUGGACUUGUACAG